CGCGAUUGCGCCGAAAGGCGACCUCGCGGCCAUCAGCCAUGAGAGCGGCGCCGAUGGUCGCGUAGACGCGCGUUGGUUGUCGACGACACGGUAUCGCGAAUCAUUUUUCGGAAGAGUGGAACGCAAAGUGAAUCGGCCGAUCGGAAACGGAUGACACGAUGACUGUCGUCGAGCUGAGCACGGAGCAGGCAUUUGACGACUUCGUCAAGUCCAAGGAGCUUUCCGUCGUGCACUUUCACGCGCCGUGGGCGGAGCAAUGUUCCCAAGUGAACGACGUGCUCGAGGAGAUGACCAAGCUGGAGCAGUACAAGGAAGUAAAGUUCGCCAAGAUUGAGGCGGAAAACGUGCCGGAGGUGUCCCUGAAGUCUGGAGUAGCUGUCGUGCCCACGGUCCUUCUGCUGCGGAACAGCGGUGUGAUAGGCAGGGUGGACGGUGUCGAUGCGUCCGCGUUGACCGAGAAGAUCAAGCAUCAUCUGAACAACAAGGACGCCCCGCUGCUCGACGCGGCGAAGGCCAAGGACUCUCUCGAGGAUAGACUGAGGAAACUGGUGAACCAAGCGCCGUGCAUGCUGUUCAUGAAGGGGAACCCGGCGAAUCCGCGGUGCGGUUUCUCCAGAACGAUCGUUUCGAUUCUGGACGGUUACAAGGCGGAUUACAAGUCGUUCGACAUAUUGCAGGACAAUGAUGUUAGGGAAGGACUCAAAAAGUUUAGCAAUUGGCCGACGUAUCCGCAAUUGUACCUGAACGGAGAACUGAUCGGUGGUUUGGACAUAGUGAAAGAGAUGAACGAGUUGGGCGAGCUAGAGAGUAUGCUACCAAAGAAAGAGAGUGUAGAUGCCAAGUAGACUGUUACGUUUAAUGGGAUUUUCUUUUGCAUUGAGUUCCGCGUACAAAUAAUAUAUAAAUAUUAUUUUUCCAAGCAGCUUCUACUGUAACUGUCAUCUUUUUAAUGUUAUUUCGUAAUAUUUCGCUUUUGGAAAAAAAAUUACAAAUUCUGUUCGCGCAAUAAAUUUUACAAUGGAUUAUAGUUAAAAAAAAACUAUUAAUAUUCCACUAUUUUCAAACCAUUCGCCUGUCUUCCCCAUCAACCUAUUUUCAACCAUUCACUUUAUACUCAUUCAUUUAUGAUCUUUAACUAUUCAAUCAAUUUGUACAAAACUGCAGCAUAAGGUGAGAAUAGGAAUUGAACCCACCGACUAUCAGUCAAUUGUUCUCAAAGCCACACGUCAUCCUAUUAUUUUCACUUCUAUUUUAUUAAAAAGAACAAAAAAAAUCAAAAUUAUAAGUAAACAAGAUCUUCAAUUGUAUAAUAAAAAUUGCUAAUAAUCGGAUUCUUCAUCCUUAUGUUAAAUAUUGUUUAAUUUUA
Wasmannia auropunctata (little fire ant) is the source of this 1366-nucleotide messenger RNA. It is a transcript of the gene Grx3, whose product is annotated as glutaredoxin-3. NCBI's taxonomy places the organism in Eukaryota, Metazoa, Arthropoda, Insecta, Hymenoptera, Formicidae. The record is from RefSeq and is a predicted model, not a curated record. Bases 159 to 845 code for a protein of 228 amino acids. The transcript has 2 exons.